CCCGUGUUUCAGCUCUUCUCUAGGGUUCACGCACGCUUGACAACGUUCUCUUCUCCUCUUCAUCGUCGCCGCCAGGAGAGGGUUUCUCGAGAUCGCUCUCGUCCUUCUCUCUCUUUUACUCGGAAUCAAUCACAAUGUCGACUGUCACGUUGCCUUGCGCCUGCUUGCCAAAGAGCAGCAUCAGAACCUCGAGCCCCAAGUUGUUGCUUAAGAGUCCCUUGUCCCUGGGUUCUUCAAAGAAUGUCUCAAAGACCUUUGGCGUGAAGGUAUCAAAUUGCUUCAAGGUAACUGCAAUGGCCGUCUAUAAGGUUAAAGUCGUUGGACCAGAUGGUUCCGAGCAGGAAUUCGAAGCUCCAGAUGAUACCUACAUCUUGGAUUCAGCUGAAACUGCUGGGCUUGAUUUGCCCUACUCGUGCAAGGCGGGCGCUUGCUCUACUUGUGCAGGCAAGCUCAUGUCCGGGUCUGUUGAUCAAUCAGAUGGAUCUUUCCUUGAUGACACCCAGAAGGCCAGCGGCUACGUCCUGACGUGUGUUUCAUACCCAACCUCAGACUGUGUCAUUGAGACUCACAAGGAGGGUGAUCUUUAUUGAUCAUUUUGAAUAUGAAUGGAGAUAAAAAUGUAGAUGAGGCAUCUGUUCUGUGGUUCUGAUCUUGUUGUAGUUCAGUUUCUGGAGCAGAGUUUCUCUGGGCGAUGGUGUUGGUUUACUAUUUUUUAACUGAGUUUGUUAGUCAGUGCAUGUUUGCGGGAUUAUUUCCAAAAACAUUCGAUCACUUCAUCAAAAUAAACUAUCGCAAAACAUGCGUCAUCCCAAUAAA
Molecule: messenger RNA, 816 nt
Organism: Dioscorea cayenensis subsp. rotundata (Guinea yam)
Lineage: Eukaryota; Viridiplantae; Streptophyta; Magnoliopsida; Dioscoreales; Dioscoreaceae
Product: ferredoxin-1-like
Exons: 2
Coding region: 135-590 (151 amino acids)
Biological process (GO): electron transport chain
Molecular function (GO): 2 iron, 2 sulfur cluster binding; electron transfer activity
Source: RefSeq, a predicted model, not a curated record